Myiozetetes cayanensis is the source of this 4516-nucleotide messenger RNA. RefSeq names its product ectonucleotide pyrophosphatase/phosphodiesterase 6 (gene ENPP6). The record is from RefSeq and is a predicted model, not a curated record. Lineage: Eukaryota; Metazoa; Chordata; Aves; Passeriformes; Tyrannidae.
AUGGGGAACCACAGCCUCCUCGCCGCCUUCCUGGCCGCUGCCCUCGCCGCCCUCCUGCCGCUUCCCGCCGCCCCCUCGGCCCACCGCAAGCUCCUGGUAUUCCUGCUCGACGGCUUUCGCUUCGACUACAUCGAUGACAGCGAGCUGGAGGGUCUGCCGGGCUUUCGGGACAUUGUGAAGAUGGGGGUGAAGGUGGAUUACAUGACCCCAGACUUCCCCAGCCUCUCCUACCCAAAUUACUACACGCUGAUGACAGGUCGCCACUGUGAGGUCCAUCAGAUGACUGGAAACUACAUGUGGGACCAGAAGGCAAAUGUAUCUUUUGAUAUUGGUGUGAAUAAAGAAAGCCUGAUGCCUCUCUGGUGGAAUGGAUCUGAGCCUUUGUGGGUCACAAUGAUGAAAGCUAAAAAGAACGUUUCCAUGUACUAUUGGCCAGGUUGUGAGGUCGAAAUCCUUGGAGUCAGACCAAGUUACUGCCGUGAAUACUUCAGUGUCCCAACAGACAAAAACUUUGCAGAUGCCAUCAUCGAUGCCCUCGAGUCCUUGUGCAAUGGCAGCGCAGAGAUGGCCGCAGUGUACUACGAGCGCAUUGACGUGGAAGGCCACCACUACGGCCCUGCGUCCCAGCAGAGGAAGGACGCUUUGAAGGAGGUGGACAAAGCCUUGAGCAACAUGAUCUCACUCAUCAAGAGCAAAGGCCUUCAGAAUGAAGUCAAUGUCCUCCUCUUCUCUGACCACGGGAUGACAGACAUCUCCUGGGCAGACAAAGUGAUUGAGCUGAACAAAUAUAUCAACAUGAGCGAUACCAUACAAAUGAAGGACCGAGGUCCUGUUGUGAGCCUCUGGCCGGUUCCGGAGAAGCACGCAGAGAUAUAUCAGAAAUUAAAAGCUGUGGAACACAUGGAUGUUUAUAACAUACAGGAUAUUCCAAACAGGUUUUUCUAAAAAGGAAAAUUUGUGUCUCCACUAACUCUUGUGGCUGAGGAAGGAUGGUUCAUAGUAGAGAGCAGGGACAAGCUGCCCUUCUGGGAAAAUGGGACGGGGAAGAAGGAGGCCUGGCAGAAUGGCUGGCACGGCUACGACAACGAGCUCAUGGACAUGAGGGGCUUCUUCCUCGCAUAUGGACCAGAUUUCCGAUCCAACUACCGAGCACCUCCCAUCAGAUCCGUGGAUGUUUACAACAUCAUGUGCAGCCUGGCAGGAAUACAGCCACUGCCCAACAAUGGCUCCUGGUCCAGGGUGGAGUGCAUGCUCCGAAACACAGCCCCCUUGGCACCACUCCCCCCGUGCAGCAGCUGUGCCCUGGCACUAGCUGUGCUCUCCCUGUUCGCCAAGCAGAUCUCCUUACUGUGAUCCCUGAACAAUGUUGGUCAGUGUCACCAGCAACUCCAUUUUUCUCUGUUUUUUUUUAAAAGUUCUUCAUUUGAAUAAUAGCUUCAUUAAUAGAGUGUUGUCCCCCACUCCUCCACUGUGCUCCACCAGGCGUGAAUCUGACCCAUUCUGCAUUUACAGUGGUUGUAACAUGAACAUGUUCCAAACAACAACAUGCUCCAAACACAGCCAGGGAAGUUGAUGUUGUUUCUCUAGAUGUACAGCUCUGGCAAUGAGAGCAGAAUCCUGGCUGGCUAUCCACAAUAUUUGCUGGUGGGUGCUCGUGGGGAUCUCUGAGCAUCAAGCACAUCUCACACAGCGUCUUUCUCUGAGGCGCUCACCCUGGCUCCUGGUACUGAGAAGCUCAGGAGUGGAGACAGACCUCUCUGCAUUUAACUGCGUUCUUCCUGCCUUACUUCUUCAUCUCCAGCUCCAUCACCAGCAGAGCCCCAUGUUCUUACAGUGCCAGCCAAGCCCUGUCUAUACUGACCCAUUCUUCAAAGAGCCAAGAACUUUGCUGAGUCACCAUAAUGCUAAGAGAGGUGGGUUGGCACAAGAGCAGUGAGAUCCUACUUCUCUCAGCCUUUCCUUCUUCAUUAUCCCCAGCAUGAGUCCUGGCCCUGCAUGUUUCCAGGACCUGGCUUACCUCAUGGACCACAGCGGUGGGGAGGGCUGAGAAAGGGGAGAGCAAGAGAAAUCCUCCACUUCAAAACCAGUGGGAAAAUGAAGAGGCAUCUGGACACAAAGGGUCAGGAGAAAGUAGGAUGAAGAAGCCUUGAAUUUAACAGCUUCUUUGCUUUUCCUGGUGAAGAUAAUAUCAUCUGCUCAGCUUUUGGUGUUUUGUACUCAAUUGUGUUUCUGAAGUUUUGUGAAACUUCCUGUUUUUCUACCAGCUCUUGCUCUCUACACCUCUGCCAGGGGACCAGCACAUUCCUCUUUAUUCUGAUGCAGGGAAAAGAGGUCUACACUGAGAGAUCUCCCACCCUCCCAGUUAAUCCUAGUGAUUAUUUCCACCACAUACUAUCAAGCAUAAACAAAGUUAUAACAGUAAUGGCCAGUCUUCGCGAGCGAAGAUCCGGGGAAGGUCUUUACACCUUCCAGCCUGCGCAUUGGAUUUUUUAGGUGAGACACAGUGUGCGCGGAACUGAGCCCACCCUUUAAUCCUAAGGUUCAUCUGCCGGGGCCAAGCGAGCUUGGACGGUGGCAGCGAGGUCCUUAGGACGUAGGUGGGUUGCCUUUAAGGGCUAACGAGCCCCACCUGCCCGGGAGUGGCCCUGACCGGGAAUCAAACCCGGGUCUCCGCGGUGAUAGCGCGGCGCCUUUACCACUAGACCACCAGGGGCUCCAAAGUUAUAACAGUAAAGUUAGAUUAAGUAGCAGGAGAGGAUAGAGCUGUUGCCAGAGGUGCCUUUGUAAGUGCCCAGUGCUUUAUCUGAUAUACCUCUGGACAGGGAACUUUCAGCAACAAACUGCCUUUGGAAGGAUUUAGGUCCCUCCCCAUUCAAAACAAACCUCUAGGACUUACUACUCUUAUGGAUCCAGAGUAAGGCAUGAUCCAGGUAUGUGUGGUACAGCACAUUUAAGGUGAAUGAUUGCACCAUGGAAAAAAAAAACAAGCACCAAAUUAAACUUCACAAAGACUUCUGUACUAGCUGUAAAGAUUUAUGUAAUGUGUUUUUAAAGCUCAAGUGAACCAUCAAAUCAAUUGGGAAAAAAAAAGGGAGAAAACCAGUCUUUGUUAUUAUAAUGGCCAGUCUUCGCGAGCGAAGAUCCGGGGAAGGUCUUUACACCUUCCAGCCUGCGCAUUGGAUUUUUUUUAGGUGAGACACAGUGUGCGCGGAACUGAGCCCACCCUUUAAUCCUAAGGUUCAUCUGCCGGGGCCAAGCGAGCUUGGACGGUGGCAGUGAGGUCCUCAGGACGUAGGUGGGUUGCCUUUAAGGGCUAACGAGCCCCACCUGCCCGGGAGUGGCCCUGACCGGGAAUCGAACCCGGGUCUCCGCGGUGACAGCGCGGCGCCUUUACCCCCUAGACCACCAGGGGCUCCCUUUUGUUAUUAGACUGUUGAGUAUAAAAGACAGUUUAGUGCUUUCAAAACAUUUGCAGUAGCUGUAAAACAAGCACCUAUUGUUCAGAGUUCCCUGUUGCUCUUUAAUGGACCAUGCUCAAUGAAAUCACUGGAGCACAUUUUUAAAGUAAAAAAAAAGAAAAAAAAUAUCUAUACCAGCAUGCAAGAUAACCAAAUUACCAAGUUUUGUUUGAAAAUCAACAGGAUAGAUGCCAUCAGUGCCUAAUCCCUCCAUAGCCUGCCAUUUUAACUCUUCGCAGUGAACAGAACCCAAGAUCUUCUUACAGAGAAGGAAAGUUUCUAAAGGUAUAGGGGUAUAUUCAGCUUCUCAGUUAUACAAGCAGAAAUUGGAAAUAACAAACUGGGUCCACUGAGUUGUUCCACAGAUGGGCCAUGAAGCAUGAAACCAACACUGAUCUUGUGAGUACUUUGUGUAACUCAUUUUGCUCAGUGUCCACAUGCAAGUACUGAGGAGUAAAUCUUCUUUUUGCAUAAUUGCAAUAUGAUUUGUUUGACCUUAAUGCAAGCAUUGUGCGUACGGUAAAAGAUACUUGGUCUGCAAAAGGGAAAUUGAUAGGAGACCUUCAAGAAGAUCAUUAGCUCUGGGAGAACCACAGCUCAUUAUUUUUUGAAAAGUGCAUCUUUCUUCCUCAGAAAUGUUGUACCUCUGAAUCAGUUCACAUUCUCAUUCAAAAAUCAAGUGUCUUAUCUCUCACCUAUUUUUCUGUAUACUAUGCAAUGGAAGUGGGUGUAUUUUAAAACAUAUUUCUGAAUGAUGUUUUUAUACAGUGACUGAUUGUGAAUGAGUGAAUAAUCCUAAGAAUGGUGUUUGGAAAAAAAUGCAUCUUUUUGUAAAUAUUGUAAGAUUUUUGAAAAAAACAACAACAACCAACCAACAACCCAAAACCUGCCCCAUAACAUCUUGCCUUUCUUGUCUUUGCUGCAUCAAAGUGUGAUAAACAGUGUUUGAAACUUGUGCUGAUUAAUUAUCAGAAAGAUGAAUGUAAACAUUGUUUAGAAAUGGCAAAGUUGUCAGCAUGUAAAUUAGGGACAUUAAAUACAUCACAUAAGAUACUGUA